Messenger RNA from Oncorhynchus masou masou (cherry salmon), 3044 nucleotides. It is a transcript of the gene iqsec1b, whose product is annotated as IQ motif and Sec7 domain ArfGEF 1b. The record is from RefSeq and is a predicted model, not a curated record. Lineage: Eukaryota; Metazoa; Chordata; Actinopteri; Salmoniformes; Salmonidae. Gene Ontology annotation, molecular function: guanyl-nucleotide exchange factor activity; protein binding. Bases 7 to 2946 code for a protein of 979 amino acids. The transcript is spliced from 12 exons. Gene Ontology annotation, biological process: actin cytoskeleton organization; regulation of ARF protein signal transduction.
GUGGAGAUGCUGGAGCGUAAGUAUGGAGGCCGUUUCAUAACGCGUCAUGCGGCCCGCACCAUCCAGACAGCCUUCCGCCAGUAUCAGAUGAACAAGAACUUUAAACGUCUCCGCAGUUCCAUGUCCGAGAACCGCAUGUCCCGACGUAUCGUCCUGUCCAGCAUGAGGAUGCAGUUCUCCUUGGAAGGCCCUGAAAAUGUUCAUCAGUCGUCCUUCCUCACCGACAAUGGAACCAAACACCUGGGGGCCCUGGUCCAAUCAGAAUGCAACUCUGACCUGGGGGGUGUGGUCCCAGGUACUAUGAAGUCACCUGUGGUGGCCCAGAACGAUGACUUCACUGACGCUAUAACAGAGCUGGAGGACGCGUUCUCCCGUCAGGUCAAGUCUCUGGCCGAGUCGAUAGACGAUGCUCUGCAUAGUAGGAGUCUGCACAGGGAGGAGGGGGGGCCAGGAGAGACGAGGCAAGGGGGGAGAGGACACCCUGACCUGGACAAUGACCGAGACAGAGAGCUGUUCUCCUACCAGGUCAAGCCCUCCUCACACAGCAGUGUGGAACACCACAAACUGGAUGAGAUGACAGCAUCAUACAGCGAUGUGACUCUCUACAUCGAUGAGGAAGAGCUGUCCCCUCCUCUUCCUCUGUCUCAAUCGGUAGACCGGCCCUCCUCCAAAGAGUCGGAGCUGCGUUUGCGUUCUCUCUCCUGGUCUCUGGUCCAUAAGGAUGAUAAAGUUCAGGGGUCAGACACCUCCUGCCGCAGCACACCCUCCCUGAAGCAGCAGGAGCAGAGGCUUAGGGUCGACCGCCUCCCGCUGCUGACCAUCGAGCCGCCCAGCGACAGCUCUGUGGAGCUCAGUGACCGUUCCGACCGCUCCAUUCUGAAGAGACAGAAAGCCUACGAUCGCCAGCCCAUUAGUCAGCCAGCCAGCCCCAAACAUCCCCCUCCUCACCCCUCCUCCUUGUCUCACCCCCGUGGCCUUCCCCCCAAGGGAACCUCCUGGGAUGAGGAUGCUCCCCGCUACCGGCCACGCGCACUAGAGGCCCACCUGGCGAUCAACGGGAUGGCUAACCGGCAGAGCAAGUCGGAGUCGGACUUCUCAGAUGGGGACAAUGACAGUAUCAACUCUACAUCUAACAGUAAUGACACUAUUAACUGCAGCUCUGAGUCCUCCAGUAGAGAACAGACCCUCAGAAAACAGACCUAUCACAAAGAGACACGCAGCAGCUGGGACUCACCGGCCUUCAGUAAUGAUAUCAUCAGGAAGAGACACUAUCGUAUCGGACUAAACCUGUUUAACAAGAAGCCAGAGAAGGGUUGUCAGUACCUGACGGAUCGAGGGUUUGUCCCAGACACUCCAGAGGGAGUGGCUCACUUCCUGCUCCAGAGGAAGGGCCUGAGCAGGCAGAUGAUUGGAGAGUUCUUGGGGAACAGGCAGAAACAAUUCAAUAGAGACGUCCUGGAUUGUGUGGUGGAUGAGAUGGAUUUCUCGGCCUUGGAACUAGAUGAGGCUCUCAGGAAGUUCCAAGCUCACAUCAGAGUCCAGGGAGAGGCCCAAAAGGUGGAAAGACUCAUAGAAGCAUACAGUCAGAGGUACUGUAUCUGUAACCCUGGGGUGGUACGACAGUUCCGUAACCCCGACACCAUCUUCAUCCUGGCGUUCGCCAUCAUCCUCCUCAACACUGACAUGUACUCUCCCAACGUCAAGCCAGAGAGGAAGAUGAAGCUGGAGGACUUUGUCAAGAACCUCAGAGGUGUGGAUGAUGGAGGGGACAUCCCGCGGGAGAUGCUGACAGGUAUAUAUGAGAGGAUCAGGAAGAGGGAACUGAAGACCAACGAAGAUCACGUCUCUCAGGUCCAGAAGGUCGAGAAACUCAUUGUUGGGAAGAAACCGAUUGGUUCUCUGCACCAUGGUCUAGGCUGUGUUCUGUCCCUGCCACACCGCAGGCUGGUGUGUUACUGCAGGUUGUUUGAGGUUCCAGACCCCAACAAGCCUCAGAAACUGGGUCUGCACCAGAGAGAGAUCUUCCUCUUCAAUGACCUGGUGGUGGUGACAAAGAUCUUCCAGAAGAAGAAGAAUUGUGUGACAUACAGCUUCAGACAGUCCUUCUCCCUUCAUGGGAUGCAGGUGCUGCUGUUUGAGAACCAGUACUAUCCUAAUGGUGUGCGGUUAACAUCGGCGGUUCCCCGAGCGGAUGUCAAGCUUUUAAUCAACUUCAACGCUCCCAACCCUCAGGACAGGAAGAAGUUCACUGACGACCUGAGAGAAUCCAUUGCCGAGGUCCAGGAGAUGGAGAAAUACCGCAUAGAGUCGGAGCUAGAGAAGCAGAAGGGCGUGGUCCUUCCCAGUCUAUCACAGAGCUCGGGGCUGAAGAAGGACUCUGGGAACGGCCAAUUGGGUCGAGGGAGCCUUGAUGACAACUACGCCAUGGGGGAGGGGCUGAAGAGGAGUGCCCUCAGCAGCUCACUACGAGACCUCUCAGAUGCAGGUAAGCGUGAGCGCCGCAGCAGUGCAGGAUCACUAGACAGCAAUACUGAAGGCUCCAUCAUUAGCCACCCCAGUCCCCACAUGAGACGCAGAGCCACGUCUUCCCGAGACAGAGACGGUCCUUCCAGAGGACAUUCCAUCCCCACCACCUCCUCUUCCCUCCUGGGCUCUUUGUUCGGGACCAAGAGGGCCAAGUCCCCCUCCCUGUCCCCCCAGCACCCCACCAACCUGCACCAGACGGCCCAGAGCCAGGCAGAUACACAGAACCAGUUGCUUCAAGGAGCCCAGUACUGCCAGAACCCUCCACCCUAUCACCACCACCACCACUACCACCCCCCUGCCCCUGGGUCUGCCCCCUCCUCCUCUCAUCCACCUCCCCCUCCUCACCACCACCCACUGCCUCCCACCCCCACUGCCUCCUCCACCAAGCCCAAACACAGCGGCAUCAGCACCGUGGUUUGAGGACACAGACACACACAGACACACACAGACACACACAGACACACACAGACACACACAGACACACACAGACACACACAGACACACACAGACACACACAG